CAGUGUGUACAAGGAUGGAGAUGUGGCGAUUGGAGGACUUUUCUCCCUUUUUCUGUAUUUGUACUAUACAGAUAUCGUUUCACUAAAACCUCUGGAGGAGUCCAUUAUGGCGCUGCAUAUGCCCAACAGCUACCAGAAUAUGCUGGCCUUCGUAUUUGCCAUAGAAGAGAUCAACAAGAGUCCUCAUCUUCUACCCAACGUAUCUCUGGGAUAUGAGAUCCAUAAUUUCCUUUACAGUCACUGGAGGAUGCUGGAGAAUUCCCUCCUGUUGCUCACAGGACAGAAGGAGAUCCCUAAUUACUCCUGUGGGAGAGAGAGCAAGUCUGUAGCGGUGCUAUCAGGAACAUCGUGGGCAAUGUCUGCUCAAACUGGAACCCUGAUGGAGCUCUACAAGUUUCCACAGGUAACGUUCGGUUCUUUUGAUCCCAUAUUAAGAAACAGUGGACAGUUUCCUUCCCUCUAUCAGGUGGCCCCUAAGGAUACAUCCCUGGCCCUUGCUGUGGUUUCCUUGGUGCUUCAUUUCAAAUGGACCUGGGUGGGACUGGUCAUUAUGGAAGGCCAGAAAGGUCUCCAGUUUCUCUCGGAUGUGACAGGAGAGAUGGACAGGAAUAAAAUCUGUGCAGCCUUCGUGAAAAUGGUCUCAACCUCUCUUGUGUCCUAUGUGACCCUUUCAAAGGAACAUAAUAUCCUAGCUAAGGAGGCAUCGCAGGUAAAGGUGAUCAUCACUUACUAUGACACUGAUACUAUAAACGAUGUAAACUACAACAUAGAGCAAUACUUACUAACGGGCAAUGUCUGGGUCACAAACUCGCAAUGGCACGCUGACAUGACUGGGAGAACUUUCAUACUUAGCUCAUUCCAUGGGACCCUCAUUUUUUCCAACCACCGUGGGAAAAUCGCUGGUUUCAAAACUUUCGUCCAAGAAGCCAGUCCCUUCAAAUACCCAGAAGACUUUUACCUCACCAUGUUUUGGUUCGAGAAUUUCCGCUGCUCGUUCUCCGAGUCCGACUGCUCGCUGAAAGACUGUACACCCAAUGCCUCUCUGGCGUGGCUGCCUGUGAACCGUUUUGACCCAGCCAUGACCGAGUGGAGUCACAAUGUGUACAAUGCUGUGUACGCUGUGGCCCAUGCCUUCCAUGAGAUGCUUCUUCAGCAAGCACAGAGGCCACCAGUGGGAAACAAAGAAGUGAUGGAAUUUGCCCCGUGGCAGCUCCACACCUUCCUGAAGAGGCUCCAGUUUGACAGUCCUGCUGGAGACCAAGUGACGUUGGAUGACACCAGGAAACUGGAUGUAGAGUACGACAUUCUCAACUUUUGGAAUUUUCCAGAGGGCCUUAGGCUUAAGGUCAAAUUGGGAACAUUUACCCCACAUGGUCCCCUGGGCCAGCAGUUGUUUUUGUCUGAUGACAUGAUCGAGUGGGUCACAGGAAUUACACAAACUCCCCGCUCUGUCUGCAGUGAGAGUUGUCAUCCUGGAUUCAGGAAAUCCCCUCAGGAGGGAAGACCUGCCUGUUGUUUUGAUUGCACCCGUUGCCCAGAGAACGAGAUCACCAACGACACUGUAGAUAUGGAGCGGUGUGUGAAGUGUCCUGAUGAUCAGUAUGCCACAGUUCUGCAAAACCACUGCCUCCAAAAAUCCGUCACUUUUCUGGAUUAUGGAGACCCCAUGGGGAAGAUGCUGGCCGGCUCGGCCCUGAGUCUCACCGUCCUCACAGCUGCUGUUCUUGGGCUCUUCGUGAGGCACCGGGACACUGCCAUUGUCAAGGCCAACAACAGGGCUCUCAGCUACACCCUGCUCAUCUCCCUCACCUUCUGUUUCCUCUGCUCCUUGCUCUUCAUCGGCCGGCCCAACGCAGCCACCUGCAUCCUCAGGCAGACCACAUUUGGAGUUGUGUUCACUGUGGCUGUUUCCACCGUCCUGGCCAAAACGAUCACCGUGGUGCUGGCCUUUAAGGUCACCGCUCCAGGCAGGAGGAUGAGGCAGUGGCUGGUGUCAGGGGCACCUAACUCCAUCAUCCCCAUCUGCUCCCUGAUCCAACUCAUUCUCUGUGGAAUCUGGAUAGGCACAAAUCCACCCUUUAUCGACACAGAUGCACACUCGGAACAUGGCCACAUCAUCAUCAUGUGCAACAAGGGCUCCCUCGCUGCCUUCUACUGUGUCCUGGGAUACCUGGGCUCCCUGGCCCUGCUGAGCUUCACCGUGGCUUUCCUGGCCAGGAACCUGCCCGACACCUUCAAUGAAGCCAAGUUCCUGACCUUCAGCAUGCUGGUGUUCUGCAGUGUGUGGGUCACCUUCCUCCCCGUGUACCACAGCACCAAGGGGAAGGUCAUGGUGGCCGUGGAGGUCUUCUCCAUCUUGGCCUCCAGUGCGGGGCUGCUGGGCUGCAUCUUCGCUCCUAAAUGCUACACUAUUUUGUUAAGGCCAGAGAAAAAUUCUGUGCAUUCAUUCAGACAUAAAACACAUCUGAAGAGUAAGCAUACAGAAAGAAUAUCUUAAAAACAGAGUCAGAGGCAGCUCUUCACAAUUUAUGUGGUCAGAUAUCAGAUUACAUCAUGGGAUUUAUUUGAAUGAUCGACUGACUUGUGUUUCUAAUAGUCUUGAAACCAAUCACACCUGUAACUAUCACUCUUUUCAUCUGAAUUAUAUUCUGGAAUUUUUGU
This is a messenger RNA of Fukomys damarensis (Damara mole-rat), 2661 nucleotides long. Its product is annotated as vomeronasal type-2 receptor 116. The record is from RefSeq and is a predicted model, not a curated record. Gene Ontology annotation, molecular function: G protein-coupled receptor activity. Gene Ontology annotation, cellular component: membrane. Gene Ontology annotation, biological process: G protein-coupled receptor signaling pathway. NCBI's taxonomy places the organism in Eukaryota, Metazoa, Chordata, Mammalia, Rodentia, Bathyergidae. Bases 107 to 2497 code for a protein of 796 amino acids. The transcript is spliced from 6 exons.